AAGUUGAGGAGGGAUCCGAGAGAGAGAGAGAGAGAGAGAGAGAGAGAGAGAGAGAAGGGCAUGGAGGAGCAGUUCAUCCUCAGAGUUCCACCUUCCGUUGCUGAGCGGAUAGACCGGCUUCUCUCCGAAAACGCUUCUUCUUCUUCCGAUGAUAAAUCACUCGACCUAUCCUUUUCUGAGGAUGGCAGGAGUGGAACAUUUAUGAUAGGCAAUGAGCGUUUUCCGACAUCCCUCUUAGAUCUUCCAUCCAUUGUGGAAUCCUACAAAACUUACGAUGAUAGUGUGCUUAUCAAAACUGCUGACAUUGGUCAAGUGAUUAUGGUAAGAGAAGAGGGUGAUGCUGCACCAGAUGUGGUGGAGUACAAACAUGGCCUCACCCCUCCAAUGAGGGAUGCUCGAAGGAGAAGGUUUCGUCGGGAGCCAGACCUACAUCCUGAGCUAGUGCAGCGCGUUGAGAAAGAUCUGGUGAACAUAAUGGCUGGAGGAACUGCUGAGAAUGCGGAAGAUGGUGGCAUCAAUGCUCGUAGUAAUGCGUCUAAGAAAGCUAUGGCGCCACCUCCUGCAGCAAAGCCCGACGUUCCAGAUGGUGGAGGAAAUGUCACGGAGCCUCCGAGAAGUGACGGAAGCGAUUCUGAUGAAUCUGAUGAUUCAUUGUAAACUCAGAAUCCCUUUUUUCUGUUCCAUCUUUCAGGCCAGCUUCUUGAGAUACGCUGAAAUCUUAUUCGUGAGACAAUUGGGGAUUUGUUGUUCGUUGGGUUUUCUGGCAUGAAUCCAGUAAUUUUGAUGUA
Molecule: messenger RNA, 788 nt
Organism: Rhododendron vialii
Lineage: Eukaryota; Viridiplantae; Streptophyta; Magnoliopsida; Ericales; Ericaceae
Product: transcription initiation factor TFIID subunit 7-like
Exons: 5
Coding region: 61-657 (198 amino acids)
Biological process (GO): RNA polymerase II preinitiation complex assembly; transcription initiation at RNA polymerase II promoter
Cellular component (GO): transcription factor TFIID complex
Molecular function (GO): RNA polymerase II general transcription initiation factor activity
Source: RefSeq, a predicted model, not a curated record